AUGUCCUAUCCAACCCUCGCCCCGUUCGUCCUCAAGCGGGCCUGGCUGACCAAACUGGCUAUGCCCUUUGCCAAUUGGUACGCCAAUGCCGCCGGAUACCGCCAGCUCGGCCUCAGAGCCGAUGACCUGAUCCCCGAAGAGAGCGACACCGUCCAGCUCGCCCUCAAGCGCCUGCCGCCCACGACCAACUACGACCGUAUCUUCCGCAUCCGCCGCGCCCAGCAGCUCAGCUUGUCGCACAAGCUGCUGCCCAAGAGCGAGUGGACCAAGCCCGAGGACGACAAGCCGUACCUGAUCGAUCUCAUCCGCGAGAUCGACGCCGAGAAGGCUGAGAAGGACGCCCUCGACUCCAUGACCGUCAUCAAGCAGCACUAA
This is a messenger RNA of Phaeoacremonium minimum UCRPA7, 375 nucleotides long. RefSeq names its product putative ubiquinol-cytochrome c reductase complex 14 kda protein. NCBI's taxonomy places the organism in Eukaryota, Fungi, Ascomycota, Sordariomycetes, Togniniales, Togniniaceae. Bases 1 to 375 code for a protein of 124 amino acids. Gene Ontology annotation, biological process: mitochondrial electron transport, ubiquinol to cytochrome c. The record is from RefSeq and is a predicted model, not a curated record. The transcript has 2 exons.